AUGGGCACGUGUUGUUCAAGAAAAGAAAACUCGAAGGAAUAUUCUGGAGGAAUCGGAUGGUUUGAUUUACCUUAUGAUAUGCGAAGAAUUAUAAUUGAUUUGAUGGAUUUGGAAGCAAAAGCUAGAUUUUUCUGGUGUUCCAGAGAUUGUGGGGAAGAAGUUAGUCAAAGUCGGAAUUAUAUUCGAAAAAUUUAUAUGAAAAGAGGAGAGAAAAACGGAGAAAUAUUGAUUUUUGUGUAUGGAAAUGGUGGAAAAUGGAUGUUUAGAGUGAAAGAAUUGGAAGAAUCGACUGAAGUUAGUUGGGAAAUGAAUGAGAAGAUUAUAUCGAUUGAUAAAUUUGAGAAUUGGAAAUCGAUUGAUGUUGUUUUGAAAUAUUUUAAUGAUGUUUUGAAGAAGAAUUCGAGAAGUUUGACAGAUAUUGAGAUAUACAUUGUAAGUUGAUUUUUUAUCGAGCGGAGCGAGUGUAGACCGCAAGCUUCCGCGUAAGCGGCACUGUCUUCCGCUUUAGCGGCCGCGCGGAUUGCUGUGGCGUGGAUUUUCAGUACGUCAUGUUUGCCACGUCAUAGCAGCGAGUGUUAACAGCAAGAUUGUCCGUGCCGCUGCGCGGAAGCUUGCGGUCUACACUCGCUCCGCUCGAGAAACUUCAAUUUUUCCGAGCGAAGCGAGUGUAUACCGCAAGCUUCCGCGUAAGCGGCACUGUCUUCCGCUUUAGCGGCCACGUGGAUUGCUGUGACGUGGAUUUUUAGUACGUCAUGUUUGCCACGUCAUAGCAGCGAGUGUUAACAGCAAGAUUGUCCGUGCCGCUGCGCGCGGCUUGCGGUCUACACUCGCUCCGCUCGAGAAACUUCAAUUUUUCCGAGCGAAGCGAGUGUAAACCGCUAGCUUCCGCGUAAGCGGCACUGUCUUCCGCGCAGCGGCCACGCGGAUUGCUGUGACGUGGAUUUUUAGUACGUCAGGUUUGCCACGUCAUAGCAGCGAGUGUUAACAGCAAGCUUGUCCGCUGAAGCGGAAGACAGUGCCGCUUACGCGGAAGCUUGCGGUCUACACUCGCUCCGCUCGAGAAACUUCAAUUUUUCCGAGCGAAGCGAGUGUAAACCGCUAGCUUCCGCGUAAGCGGCACUGUCUUCCGCUUCAGCGGCCACGCGGAUUGCUGUGACGUGGAUUUUUAGUACGUCAUGUUUGCCACGUCAUAGCAGCGAGUGUUAACAGCAAGAUUGUCCGUGCCGCUGCGCGGAAGCUUGCGGUCUACACUCGCUCCGCUCGAGAAACUUCAAUUUUUCCGAGCGAAGCGAGUGUAAACCGCUAGCUUCCGCGUAAGCGGCACUGUCUUCCGCGCAGCGGCCACGCGGAUUGCUGUGACGUGGAUUUUUAGUACGUCAGGUUUGCCACGUCAUAGCAGCGAGUGUUAACAGCAAGCUUGUCCGCUGAAGCGGAAGACAGUGCCGCUUACGCGGAAGCUUGCGGUCUACACUCGCUCCGCUCGAGAAACUUCAAUUUUUCCGAGCGAAGCGAGUGUAAACCGCUAGCUUCCGCGUAAGCGGCACUGUCUUCCGCUUCAGCGGCCACGCGGAUUGCUGUGACGUGGAUUUUUUAGUACGUCAGGUUUGCCACGUCAUAGCAGCGAGUGUAAACCGGAAGCUUGUCCGCUGAAGCAGUUGACCGUGCCGCUGACGCGGAAGCUUGCGGUCUAUGACGUGGUAAACUUUUAGUACUACAAAUCCACGCCAUAGCAAUCCACGUGGCCGCUGAAGCGGAAGACAGUGCCGCUUACGCGGAAGCUUGCGGUUUACACUCGCUUCGCUCGAGAAACUUCAAUUUUUCUGAGCGAAGCGUGUGUAGACCGCAAGCUUCCGCGGAAGCGGCACUGUCUUCCGCUUUAGCGGCCACGUGGAUUGCUGUGACGUAGACGCGGAAGCUUGCGGUCUACACGAUUUUUCCAGUACGAUUUCCCAUAUGAUCGUACAAAUAUGAAUAUUUUGAAAAAUCGCAACCUCGAAAAAUUGUCGCUUCGAAUCAACAAAAAUGAUGAAAUCGAUCCGAUUUCAUGUGGAUUCAUUGAUUUCGCCACUCUUUCUCGAUUCAAUACCAAAAUCAAGAUUCCCAAAUUGAAACUCGUCGAUUUUGUGAAAAUCAAAUCGAGCAAAUUGGUAGUGCACCGUCCGCGAUUUUUUUUGGAUGAAUUCGACGCAUUUUUGCAAAAUGUUUUGUACGAUGAAGCACUUGAUGACAAUUUGAAGUUGGUUGAGUUCAAAUUGUUUCGAAUUAGUCGCAGAACUAUUGAAUUCUUCUUGAUGCCAACCAUUCAACAAUAUAUUACACGAUGUGCUGUCAAAUAUACUGAAUUGGGUGUUUUGGAUACUUUUUUAUUCAUGGGAACAUCCAAAUAUCGAUUACACUCUUUCAAGUUGAAAAAUAAUGUUUUGAUCUAUUCGAAUGAGAAGAAUCCAAUCGGAAUUUGA
Caenorhabditis angaria is the source of this 2459-nucleotide messenger RNA. Lineage: Eukaryota; Metazoa; Nematoda; Chromadorea; Rhabditida; Rhabditidae. The record is from the annotation of a GenBank genome assembly.